UAUAAACCCUAACCCCUUUCAUCUCGCCGGUGCUAUCGAAGCUUCACCAAUGCGCGAUGCGCCACCUUCCGGCGAUCCGCCUCCUUUGCACCGUCCCACCCAAGCUCAAGAACCUCAGUUACCGCUACCGCUCGCGCGCUCUCUCCGAAGCCAGGCGGGCUGUGACGGAGUACCUCCACUCUACGCGUGCGCUGCCCUUCGCCCUCGCCGAUCACAUAGCUUCCAAUUCGCCAUUCUCGCUCUCCGUUCUCGUCUCUCAGAUCCCCUUCCACGACCCGUCACCUUUGCACAUUCCCCGCACUCUCCGCCGGUUCCUAUCCUACCAUCCCAUCAACGAAUUUGACUUCUUCUUCGAAAGCAUUGGCCUUCCUCGUGCCUCCUAUCCCUCCCCCUCCUGCCGCCUGCUCUUCCUCUCCGACGACGAGCCUCUUCUCGCCGCUGUCAACUCUCUAGUACGUUUUGGCUUUCCGUGGACCCGUCUUGGCAUCUUAUACCGUGAAGCCGCCUGCAUUUUUAAUGAAAGCUCCGAACUUUUAGUGAAACGGCUUAGAACUGUAGAAGCUUUGGGGCUGCGGAGGAUCUGCGUCAUUGGUAUCUGCCUCGCUUUUCCGUCGGUGUUGACCGCGGACUGCGACCCGGGAGGUGAGAUUGAUCUUCUGCUUCGAGAUUUGAAGAAGGUGUUUGUCGAUUUUGGUAUGGAUGACUGUGCUGGGGACGAUGUGGAUGUUUUCUUUGAGAUUUGUUGUAGGAUUCGGGUAUUCUACCAUGCGGGUUCAGUGAAGGGGACGAUGGGGGAGAUUAUGGGGAGAAAUCAGAGGGUUUUCCUUGAUCUUGAGGAGAGCUUUUUAGCUCAAAGAUUGGAUUUUUUCCGAAAAUUAGGUAUGCACAAAGAGAAAGUUGGCACCUUUGUUCUUGACCACGUUGAAAUUUUAGAUUUUGAUUUAGAGAAUACUAAAAUUUCUCUACGAGAGUAUUUGAGAAAAGUUGGGUUGAGUGAGGAGGAAGUGCUCAGAGUAUCACAAGAAUGCCCUUUUGUGAUGGGGAGGAAUAAACUUUCGAAUUUACCAGGUAUAAUGCGUGCUACGAACCUCCAUGAAUGGUUUCUUGACAAGAUUAUGAAUGACAAUGGUCGGUGUAUUUCACCUGAUUUUGCUUCUAAUAUUGGCUAUGAUGUCAAAAUCGAUGGAGAAUUCAUUGAAGACUUAGAACGGUUAAAAUCAGUGAAGAUGCAUGAAUUUUUGUCAAUUAAGUUGGAUUUCAUAUGCAGCAUUGGAUUUGGUGAGAAUAGGAUCACAGCAAAAGCGGUUGGGUUGUUAAAUGGCACGAUGAAUCAGUUGCAGGAGAGGUUUGAUUGUCUCCUAGAGUUGGGGAUUGAAUACCCCAUGCUAUGUAGAAUAAUAAGUGCGGCUCCCAAGGUACUUAAUCAGGGCAAGGAUAAUAUCCUGCAGAAAGUGAAUUACCUCUGCAAUGAUUUGAAUUAUUCUUUAGAAUAUCUAGAAAAUUUUCCUGCUUUCCUGUGUUUUGAUCUGGAGAAUAGGAUUAGGCCUAGAUAUAGGAUCUUAAAUUGGCUUCAAGAAAUUGGUUUGCUUAAGAAACCUUUUUCACCAGCUACUGUCCUUGCCAACUCAGAGAAGAGGUUCAUAAUUAAUCUUUGGAGCAUCCAUCCAGCUGCUCCCAAACAAUGGUUGGAGUGUUUUUCAUCCAGAGGUGACACUGAUGGUAGACCGAAAAAUAUAUUUUCAGCUUAAUCCUACUGCAUGGGGCAUUUGCUUUUCUGGGAACAGACAAUGGGCCAGUGAGAGCUAGUUUCUUCUAGCCAAUGAUCUAGCUGCUUGGGUUCAUCUGCAUCCACUGAGCACUGAUGCUUCCCUCAUUCUCAAAGAAGCCAUUAAGGAUUGUAUGCCUGUACACCAAGAUGUAAAUUAUUUGAAAUUAAGAUCCAUCUUUUGUGCUGAAUAUGCCAGGUAGUUAUGAUGAACACAGUUCUGAGGCUGUUAUCACCCAUACAACUGUUCGUUUGUACAGGUAUGGAUCUAUUAUUUGUAACUGCUAGUGUCUUAACGAUAGCCAUCAUCUGCAAGUGCAUCUCAUUGUCAUCCAAGGACAUUGGCUUGACAGUUAAACUGAAGUCAUAUCUGUAACAUUAUUUUUUUUUGUGGCAAACAUUCAACCCAUCAUAUUCUGUUAGUCAACAAUGUUUAGCCUUGUAAAUGUAACAAUACUUUAUUACAUUGGCUUAUUUUUCUCCAUUGUGGGAGCAAUAUGAAAGGUUAGUCGGUUCUUCUUCAGGAUAGCCUUGGCA
This is a messenger RNA of Dioscorea cayenensis subsp. rotundata (Guinea yam), 2302 nucleotides long. RefSeq names its product transcription termination factor MTEF18, mitochondrial. Gene Ontology annotation, cellular component: chloroplast. Gene Ontology annotation, molecular function: double-stranded DNA binding. Lineage: Eukaryota; Viridiplantae; Streptophyta; Magnoliopsida; Dioscoreales; Dioscoreaceae. The record is from RefSeq and is a predicted model, not a curated record. The transcript has a single exon. The coding region runs from base 57 to 1748 and encodes 563 amino acids. Gene Ontology annotation, biological process: chloroplast organization; regulation of DNA-templated transcription.